This is a messenger RNA of Sapajus apella (tufted capuchin), 3056 nucleotides long. Its product is annotated as coiled-coil domain-containing protein 14-like. The transcript is spliced from 5 exons. The record is from RefSeq and is a predicted model, not a curated record. Gene Ontology annotation, cellular component: centriolar satellite. The coding region runs from base 244 to 927 and encodes 227 amino acids. Lineage: Eukaryota; Metazoa; Chordata; Mammalia; Primates; Cebidae. Gene Ontology annotation, biological process: protein localization to centrosome.
GGGGUCUUAUUUUUAUAAGUAUCAAGAACAAAAUCAUCCAAAGGCACACGAAAUGCCAAACUAAACAUAAAGAGCGAAAACCCAAAAAGUUGUGCGCAAUGCCUUCUGAAACCUAUCCACCUCCUACCCCUGUCCCUUCGUCGGACGCUCGCGGGUCCUCCUCCCGGUUUCCCCCACCGCAAGCCCUAGAACCGCACCGCUCAACCCUUUUCUCGGCGGCCCCGCCCCGGCCCCGCCCUAGCCAUGCCUCGGCCCCGCCCCGUUCGCCGUCUAUUGGCUUCUCUCACCGUCUGCCGGCGGGCGACGAGCCGGGAAGCCGGGAGGGAUCUAUUGCGCACGCCCAAGUCGCGGGUCCUGGAGCAGGAGAAAGGCGGUGGAGUGGCAUCCGAGACUAGGAAGCGCGGCGUUGGGCGGGAUCCUUUCCGGAAGCGGAAGCUCGGGGGGCGGGCCAAGAAGGUCCGGGAGCCCAAGGCGGUUAAUUCUUUCUACCGUGAGGCUUCACUUCCCUCGAUCUGGGCUUCUCUGAGGCUGCGAGAGAUGGUCAGGUCCGGGUCUCGACCCGGUCAGGUGUUAUCUUCAGGAAGGCACACUGGACCUGCUAAAUUAACAAAUGGGAAGAAAGGGACCCAUUUAAGAAAAAUAUCACAUUUUAAGGCAGAUUCUGGCUAUUCCAUCCAUUCUGAUUCAGAAAGUCAGGCUGAAACUGUACAUGGGCUUGAUGGUUGUGCUUCUUUGCUGAGGAACAUUUUGAGAAAUGAAGAUUCAGGUUUAGAAUCAGCAUAUUUAGAAAACAGAUCUAAUUCUAGACCUUUAGACAGCAGAAAAUAUGGAUCUAAAAAGAAAAGACAUGAAAAACAUACUGUUCCUUUCAUAGUCCGGAAAGAAACAUGUAAGCCUUUUUUUCUCUUAUUUAAAGAUAAUCCUUAAUUGUGGGUAUUUUGAUCAAUUAUCAGGAUUAUGCAGUUCAUUUUAAUAAUCAGUGUUGGUUAGGUUUAUGUGUGCUUAUGCCUGUCUUUUUUUAUUCAGCUUCUAAUUGCUGAGUGGUUAUAUAAAAAAAGACUGGGUUUUACAGGAGAAAAAGUUCAAACUCAGAAUGACUUUUGGGAAGUAUAUAGAGUUAGUUUCCUCUGCCACUUGUUUUCAUAGAUAAUCACAAAUUGGCUGUAAUUCAGGUGUAUACUUAUUGUUGUUGCUUUAAAAUUAUUAUGUUAAAAAAAAAUAUAUAUAUAUGUAUCCUAAGUUGGUCAAGCUGAUCUCAAGUUACACAGUUAGGAUACAUGGUGCAUAAGAAGGUAUAAUUGGAUCAAUAAGGAAAGAGCCUCCUGCUCAUUGAUGGUGAAUGUAGCCAAGGGUACUUUACACCCUGACGGCUAACUUUUCCUGGUUUAGAACAAGAAAGUUUUGAUUUUGUUGUCCCUUGGAGGCCUAGAGGACAAGAUCGCCCAAAAUGAAGAUGAAAAAGUCCACAAUGAGAAUUCAGAUGGAUGAGAAUUAGACUAGCCACUUCUAUAGUUCAGGUGGGCCAGAAAUGUCAGCACUGUAGUGCAAGCUUAGAUUCAGCUUGGGCAAGGAAUGAAGUUUAGAAAGUCAUCUAAGGCAGUAACCCUGUGUCUUAAGAGAUCAGAAUUCAAGCAAGGAGGCUGAGAAAGAGUAGAGCAUUCAUGGGACUAGGAGUUGAUGUUUCAGAUAGUCCCAGGAUAGAGAACUAAGGCAGGGGAAACCUAACUCAUCUUGGAGGUCAGUAACAUUAGCCUUAUAUUGUCUUGACCUGCACUAUUCAAGAUGGUAGCCAUGGCCACAUGUGGCUAUUCAGCACCUGAAAUAUGACUAGUACAACCAAGGAAUUGAAUUUUUAGUGUUAUUUAAUUUAAAUUAAUUUAAAAUGAAAUUCUAAAACUGAAAAUUGAUCCAGGUAUUAUAAAACUUUUAAGUAUGUUUGGAAUAACUUGGGCAUGUGAACCUACCUUUUUAAGUGUAAAUUUUAUUAAAUCUAAAUAUAGACCAAGUAUUUCGGAUGAUAAUUUAGCAUUUAGAUUGUGCUUUGUGUAAAAUGCAUGCUAGAUUUAGAAGAUUAAAUACAAAAAAAUUCAGUUAUUUAUAUUAUACACUGAAAUGUUAAUAUUUUUGAUAUAUUGGCUUAAAUAUGAAAAGUAAUUUUACCUCUUCUUUUAUGUGGUUACUGGAAAUUUUAAGUUAUAUAUAUGGUUUGUAUUAUAUUCCUAUUGGACAACAUUGGUCUAAGUCAGCUCAGCACACUACAGCCAGUUUUAUAAGUAAUGUUUAAUUAUUUUAUUUUGUAAAUAAGAUUUUAUUAGAAUGCAGCCAAGCUAAUUUAUUGUGUUUUUAUUAGCUGUUUUUGUACUGCAGCGGCAGUGUUGAGUAGUUGUGACAGAGAUCAUCUGGCCUGCUAAGCCUAAAAUAUUUAUUUGACCUCUUAAGAAAAAAAGUGCUAAACCCUGGUCUUAACUCUUCAAGUUGAGGCCUUUUUAUUGCAGCCCAGUUGAGAAAGAAAGGAGCAAUAGCACCUGUUCCUCCAGUCUCCUACUUUUUGUCUGUAGGCGGGUUAUUUCUUAUCCAGGGCACCUUUCCUCAAGGAUCUAUCAUUUGAGAUAUAUGUGGCUGAGAGUGGGUGUCAUGGUAGCAACUUGUUGGAUCCUGACUUAACUGCUUCUGUCAGAGUUCCAACAGGAAACACAUGGCAACACUCAAAUUGAGGUAAUUCGAGGAGGGUUUAUUUUAUUUACAAAGGGACUCAUGGUAAAGGUAUGAGUAGGGCAUAGGAAAACCACAAGUUUUGCCUGCUGGGUCUUGCUAGCAGCAGCAGCAGAGCUGUUAUCAUCUCUAGGCCAUAAGGGAUUAGGAGAGUUACUAGACCUAGAAAGUGGUAUUGCUUAUAGAAUAUGCUACCUUGAGAAGAGCAGUUAGCUUCAUUGAAAGGACAAAGUCAGCCCAAGGUGACCUCAUAGAAAGGGAGCAGGGUAAGUGUAUUUCCUGACUUCAUGCUUCUUCCUUUUCUUCAUAUGCCAAGACUCCCAUUGGAUUGAAGCCCUACUGAU